This is a messenger RNA of Caenorhabditis briggsae, 1032 nucleotides long. RefSeq names its product Protein CBR-SRU-3 (gene Cbr-sru-3). The record is from RefSeq and is a predicted model, not a curated record. The transcript is spliced from 4 exons. NCBI's taxonomy places the organism in Eukaryota, Metazoa, Nematoda, Chromadorea, Rhabditida, Rhabditidae. The coding region runs from base 1 to 1032 and encodes 343 amino acids.
AUGUCCUCCAACAUCACUUGGCCUGGAAUCCAUUUCCAGCAGUCUUACAUUGAUUAUCAAUACGACUGGAAUCACUUCAGCACCUAUGUAGCUGUUAUCCCUUGGUUUUAUACCAUUCCAACUUUCAUUGUUAUGUGGAGAAUCUUCAAAAUCUUUUUGAGAUUCACCAAAAAGAAGUCAUUCAAUCGAAUUGAUAGAAAUGUUCUUCUGGUUAUCUGUCUAUCCCAAUUCACUUGUUUCGCGCUGUUCUUCUUUGAUUAUUUCAUGACACGAUUCCCCUCAUCUGGAGUUAUAACUGCCUGGUGUGCUACUAUUAAACCUAACCAUUGGUUGAAAAUGAUACUAUUCUUUACCCUAUACUUCACAUAUUUGGCUAUGGUCAUACCGUUUCUGAUGCCAGUUGUCAGAUUGUUCAUUGUGCUUUUCCCAAGCACACAUAGUGAGAUCAACGCAAAACUGAUCAACAUUGGUGUCCCAAUCUUCUUGUUCUACCCACUCUGCUUCACUUUUUACUUCAUCCCAGCGCUUGGAAUCUGUAAACAAGCAUCGUUCCCAUACCCUUUUGGAUCUGUCACUAUUUAUUAUACAAAUUCGGCAUUUGGACUUCGAAACGGCUACUUUCACCUCUAUAACAUUGUGUUUUGGAUGGCGGCUUCUGUAGCCGCCAAUGCUGUUUUGUUCUAUAAAGUUGUGAACGCAAAGUCGAAAUUGGUGAACAAAAGUCGGAAUUCGUACAAAGCAGAGCUGUCCAUGACCAUCACAACGUUGUCAAUGAUAGCUUCAUAUGCAGUUAAUGCGAUUUUCUUGGUUCUCUACAUCUCAUUCGCCGGAACCAAUGCCUAUGUCUCUUAUGCUGAAAUCGCUCGCCCUUUCGGUAAUGAUCUGCAAACUUGUGUGACCACGUGGCUGUUCUAUUCGACCCAUCCAGUUUUCAAGAAACAAUCUGGCGACAUGGAGGCAAUGUUCUCGACUAGCUCAUCGCAGAAAAAGACCACCAGUAACCAAGUCAAUGUGAAAAGAAUCACUGCUUAA